Messenger RNA from Mytilus trossulus (common blue mussel), 606 nucleotides. RefSeq lists its product as uncharacterized. The coding region runs from base 44 to 499 and encodes 151 amino acids. The transcript is spliced from 3 exons. Lineage: Eukaryota; Metazoa; Mollusca; Bivalvia; Mytilida; Mytilidae. The record is from RefSeq and is a predicted model, not a curated record.
CAUAUAGCUUCCGGUCAUAUCGCAUGUAUUUAUUAGAUCUGACAUGGCAACUCACCAUGAUGAUUUCCUGGACACACCAGAAUAUUCAAUAGAUAAUCAACACCAUACUGAUAUCCAUCUGCCAUUACAUUGCCAGCUCCAAAAAAUACUUUUGUUAAUGAACAAAUUUAAGCACAACACAACCAAAAGUGCAAUUGCAAUAGAUGCGUGGGUGACAACAAACAAAACUGCAGAGCUAAGAGAGGAAAGCAUAGAAAUUCAGCGCAUUAUCAGAUCAGAUCUGAAUAAGAUUAUAGAUUUAACCAGCAACUGCAAAGCAGAAGCCUCUAAACUGAUUUCCACAUUGCAUGAAUGCAAAGGUAAAAAUGACAAGUUAACUGAAGAACUUAAGUUAAAAACAGAGCAAUGUGAUGCACUUAAAUUACAAGUAGAUGAGCUCAAUUUUUCAGACUUAGAGAUAAGAAUGGAUGAAACUGAUAAGGAAAAAGAGAAAGCCUGAGAUAAAUGAACAACACGAUUAAAAUGAAUUAAUAUGAUAUUCAUAUAUGACAUUAUGAUUUUCAUAUUGUUAUUGACUCUUCUCUGAUACUUUGACAUUUUAGUGUG